This is a messenger RNA of Bombyx mori (domestic silkworm), 1890 nucleotides long. It is a transcript of the gene shams, whose product is annotated as glucoside xylosyltransferase 1. Bases 551 to 1690 code for a protein of 379 amino acids. Gene Ontology annotation, molecular function: UDP-xylosyltransferase activity. NCBI's taxonomy places the organism in Eukaryota, Metazoa, Arthropoda, Insecta, Lepidoptera, Bombycidae. The transcript is spliced from 7 exons. Gene Ontology annotation, biological process: protein O-linked glycosylation via N-acetylgalactosamine. The record is from RefSeq and is a predicted model, not a curated record.
GUUGAGAAGGCGUUUAAGGUUAUUAAAGUAAAGAGGUUGAGAAGGCGUUUAAGGUUAUUAAAGUAAAGAGGUUGAGAAGGCGUUAAAAGUUUUAAAUAAACUUGAAGAGUUUAUGUAGGAAGUCGAGAAGGAGUUAGACUAUUAUAGUUAAGGUUUUAUAUAGUGAGUCAAGAGGGAAGUUAAGGUUGAAUGGUUGUAUGGUUGAAUGAAAGUACAUUUUUGAUCGAAUUGGAGUUGGAGAAGUAAGAAAGGAUUAAAGGUAGCGACAUUAAAGAUAGUAUUAAGUUUGAAAGGUUGAAUGAAUAGUUGUUGGUUGAAUUGAGGGAUUAAGUGGAAGUAACGGAAUGUAAGUGGUUGUGAGGUUUUAAGGUAUGUAUGGAAAGUAAUUAAUUUAUGAAGGUCAGGUUAGCGUUAUUCUUUUUGGUAUUAAAUUAUAGAUGGAGAAAAAUGUGUGCAAGUGUUGAGGGGGUGUGUUGGAGUUUGUAUAUUAAAUGUAAUGGCAGGCAACACUUGACACUUGAUUAGAUUUCGAAUAUUGGAAUUAAUUUAAAUGUUUAAAAAAACAGAUCAUUGUAUUCUCGUAAGAAAAUGUCAGAACUUCUCAUCUAGACACGGCAAGACAAACAUCGUUUCAACUAUUUUGUACUUAAACUCAAAAAUUUCCAUGAGAAAUACGAAGCUAUAUUCCAAUCAUCAAAAUAAGAGAAUAUUUAAAUCGAAGUUGAUGAAAAAAAAUGAUGAAGUUGUUUUAUCAUUUGUAGUAUGUGACUCUAGGUUUAAUGAGUCACUGAAUUUGUUGAAGUCUGGACUUAUUUUUACACAAUCCUCCUUACAUGUGGUUAUAUUUGCUGAAGAUGAUUUACACAAAAAGUUUAACAGUACAUUGACAAAGUGGAAGAUGUUGAUUGCCAGACCAUUCACUUUUGAACUUCAUAAAAUUAAUUUUCCCGAAGCAAACAGAAAGGAUUGGAUGAACUUAUUUAGUAAAUGUGCUGCUCAAAGAUUAUUUAUACCUGCAUUGCUUCCUCAUGUCGAUGCUAUGAUAUAUGUGGAUACAGACACCCUGUUUUUGGGUCCCAUAGAAAUUUUGUGGAAUUACUUUACAAAAUUUAAAGCUACAGAAAUAUCAGCUUUGGCUUUAGAAGAUGAAAACCCAAAUGUUUCAUGGUACCCUAGAUUUGCCAAACAUCCAUUUUAUGGAAAAUGCGGUUUGAACUCUGGUGUGAUGCUAAUGAAUUUAACAAGGAUGAGAGAAUUUGGAUGGAUCGAUUAUAUAACUCCUAUCAUGCUAAGGUGGAAAUCCAAUAUACCGUGGGGCGACCAAGACAUAAUCAACAUUAUCUUUCACUAUCACGAGAGGGCAGUCCAUGAGUUGUCCUGCCGGUACAACUAUCGUUCUGACCAGUGUAUGUAUGGUGACGCGUGCACAGAUGCCACCUCCAACGGGAUCUUCGUACUCCAUGGCAGUCGCAGAGCAUUCUAUAGUGACAAGCAACCGGCGUUUCAAGCAGUGCACAGAGCUAUAGAGGAGUUUGAAAUUGGAGCAGAUUUGUCGCCAAAAAUGUUGCUCGUCAAUAUGGAGAAGUACUUGAACGAAACGCCCCCUUCGAAUUGUGGAAACUUAAAAGAUGCAUUCCUGAAAAUACCCACAGAGACCUUUAAAAAACAUUACAACUUACCCGACAGAUAGAACUUUUAAAGUGCUUCUUUAUUUAAAUAGUUGUUUUGAUCAGGGUAUACCGUAUUCAUCAUCUAUCUAUGUAAAUAAAAAUAAAUAUAUAUUUAUAUUAUAAUGUUUGUCCUCUAAGCGUUCCUAAACCAAUGAUAUAGUUUUGUCUAUAUUUGCAGCGUGUAAAACAUUAAUAAAGUGAAUGUGUAACAAUAUAAUAA